Messenger RNA from Oncorhynchus keta (chum salmon), 2837 nucleotides. Its product is annotated as dipeptidyl peptidase 1. Gene Ontology annotation, molecular function: cysteine-type endopeptidase activity. Gene Ontology annotation, cellular component: lysosome. Lineage: Eukaryota; Metazoa; Chordata; Actinopteri; Salmoniformes; Salmonidae. The record is from RefSeq and is a predicted model, not a curated record.
UCACGUGAGCAGCUGGUGGGUCAUAUGACCGAGGGGAAAGGUCUUUCUGAUUGUACAGAAGCACAGAGGACAUUACACAAACCCGUCUCCCAGGUGCAUCGAAGUACGGAGAAAUAUAGUCUACAUUUUUCUAGUUGUGCUUAUACGUAACGUAGACUCAAAUAUCUGUAAACAGGAGCGUGGUGUGACGCGAUGAAGGUGAGCGGUGUGUUGUUGUGUGUGUUCCUGCUCUGGGUGGAGGGCUCCCAGGCUGAUACCCCGGCCAACUGCACAUAUGAAGACCUGUUGGGCUCCUGGGUGUUCCAAGUAUCGAAGGGGGGACAAGACAAAGGCAUCAACUGCUCCAUGAUGGACACCAUUGAUAAGUCGAUAACGGUGCGCCUGGAGAAGCUGUCUGUGGCGGUGGACGACCUGGGGAACACGGGAUUCUUCACCCUCAUCUACAAUCAGGGCUUUGAGGUUGUCCUCAACGACUACAAGUGGUUUGGCUUCUUCAAGUACUCUGAGCAGGGCUCUGAGGUGACCAGCUACUGUGACCAGACUCUGCCAGGCUGGGUCCAUGAUUCUCUGGGAAACAACUGGGCCUGCUUCACUGCCAAGAGGGUUGUCCCAACACCCCCUCGCUCCGUAGACACACACCGCUACCAUCCCAAUGACCUGUUGGUGUCGGUCUGUUUGCUCCUCCCCCAGGUUGGUGUCGGUCUGUUUGCUCCUCCCCCAGGUUGGUGUCGGUCUGUUUGCUCCUCCCCCAGGUUGGUGUCGGUCUGUUUGCUCCUCCCCCAGGUUGGUGUCGGUCUGUUUGCUCCUCCCCCAGGUUGGUGUCGGUCUGUUUGCUCCUCCCCCAGGUUGGUGUCGGUCUGUUUGCUCCUCCCCCAGGUUGGUGUCGGUCUGUUUGCUCCUCCCCCAGGUUGGUGUCGGUCUGUUUGCUCCUCCCCCAGGUUGGUGUCGGUCUGUUUGCUCCUCCCCCAGGUUGGUGUCGGUCUGUUUGCUCCUCCCCCAGGUUGGUGUCGGUCUGUUUGCUCCUCCCCCAGGUUGGUGUCGGUCUGUUUGCUCCUCCCCCAGGUUGGUGUCGGUCUGUUUGCUCCUCCCCCAGGUUGGUGUCGGUCUGUUUGCUCCUCCCCCAGGUUGGUGUCGGUCUGUUUGCUCCUCCCCCAGGUUGGUGUCGGUCUGUUUGCUCCUCCCCCAGGUUGGUGUCGGUCUGUUUGCUCCUCCCCCAGGUUGGUGUCGGUCUGUUUGCUCCUCCCCCAGGUUGGUGUCGGUCUGUUUGCUCCUCCCCCAGGUUGGUGUCGGUCUGUUUACUCCUCCUUCCCCUCCCCCAGGUUCCUCCAGAGGUCCUACAAACACAACCUGGACUUCAUUGACUCCAUCAACGUGGCCCAGAGCUCCUGGAAAGCCAUGGCCUACAGCGAACAUGAGACCUACACUCUGCAGCAGCUAAUGCACAGAGGGGGAGCAGCUUCACACAUCCCCAGACGUGUUGGCCCCGCCCCUGUGACAUCAACGCUAGCCAAGAUGGCGGCCGGCCUCCCUGAGCGCUGGGACUGGAGAGAUGUCAACGGAGUCAACUACCUCAGUCCUGUCCGCAACCAGGCUUCGUGUGGUAGCUGCUAUUCCUUUGCCUUAAUGGGAAUGUUGGAGGCUCGUGUCCGGCUCCAAACCAACAACACCGAGACUCCCAUCUUCAGCCCACAGCAGGUCGUGUCCUGCUCCCAGUACUCCCAAGGUUGUGACGGUGGUUUCCCCUACCUCAUUGGGAAGUACGUCCAGGACUUUGGGAUCGUGGAAGAGUCGUGUUAUCCGUACGCUGGGACAGAUUCCCCGUGUGACGUUCCCGAUGGCUGUCUCCGCCACUACACUUCGGACUACAGCUACGUCGGAGGGUUCUACGGAGGCUGCAGCGAGUCUGCCAUGAUGCUGGAACUGGUCAAGAACGGACCCAUGGGGGUGGCCUUUGAGGUGUAUCCUGACUUCAUGCACUACAAGGAGGGUAUCUACCACCACACAGGCCUCCAUGACCCCUACAACCCGUUUGAGCUGACCAACCACGCGGUGCUGCUGGUGGGCUACGGCCAAUGUCACGUCACGGGUCAGAAGUUCUGGGUGGUGAAGAACAGCUGGGGGACAAAGUGGGGCGAGGAGGGCUUCUUCAGGGUCAGACGGGGGUCUGACGAGUGUGCCAUUGAGAGCAUCGCUGUGGCAGCCAAGCCCAUCCCUAAACUGUAGAGGGUCUAUGGGGGUAGGAGGGAAAGGGUUCAUCUUUAGUUUUCCCAACUGGAACCUAGCCUGAAGUCUGCAAUGGCAUAUAAGGGUAAUAUUUUGUAGUUGUGAAGUUUGAAAUGGCUGGGACGUUGUCAGAAAUAAUCGGUAACUGUAAAAGUGUUCCCCAGGCUCACUGGACAGUCUGAUCCUUGCCAGUCAGAUGCAUUUUUGUGAAUGAUGCCAAAAGGGAACCUGCUAUAAUUCCCUGUAACUGGGAUUUGUAGUUUUAUUAGUAGUUAGUCUGGUGAUUGAUAGGAGGGCAGAGAACCUCUGCUCUUUAUCUGUAAUCUCAGGGGAGACUGUCCUGUGAUCUUAAAUAUAUUCCUUGUUGCUAGUCAUCUCUGUACUGUCCUCUCCUAUCUCUGCUGAUGCUGUAAAUUGGAGUCUCCUGGGAAUGUUGAAAGGGACUGGCUCAUGCUGUUGGAAGGGAUGCAGUAUGAUUCAAUGUUGGUACCUUUUUUUCUCACUUCAGAAGUGAUUGCCUUUCAUUAGAAAUGUCCGUUUUCCAAUAAGAUCACAUCAUGCAUGUUCAGAUUGUCUGCUUAUUUGAAAGAAAAUAAAGAAUCUUUUUAGAAAUA